AGGUUGGUUUCUCGUACGGCGUGGUCGCAUUCUGUUCUAUCCGCAUCGCGUCAGAGUAUAUUUUCCCCGAGUCAGUGGAAGAGUCUCUGUUGGUGUGUCAGUGUCCGUGUGUGGCAGAAUUCCCAGAAAAAAGCAGCCAAAAUUAGGCUUUUCAAAAAUGGAUAAACAAAACAUGAAAAUGUGUAUAAAUGCCGCCGAAAAUGAACGCAUUAAAAUGAAUCAUAAUUGAGAGCAAGGAAAAAAUGAGCAAGAGUAUCUAAUCUCGAGCGUAUGAAAGGAGUGCGAGCGAGCGAGAUAGCGAAUCGAUACGAAACGAAAAGCUCUUUGGGAUGCGUUUCAUUUGCAACGUCAUCGCGUCAUCAACAGCUGAAGACAGCGAACACACUCACAGCUUCUAUCUCACACACACCCAUUUUUCAACUCUCUCCCCUGUGAACAGAGCCCCCGAGGAAAGGGUGUCAGCAAACAUCUGCAUUUUAUUAAUUAACGAGAAACGAAUUAGAUAAUUAAUUUAUUAUAUUCUCCUCCUCUCCAGAGAAACUGUAAAGAAACAGACUCACGCAAUCAGACUUGCGCAAAGCAAAAGAGAGAUAAACGAGAGAUAGAGAGAGAGAGAACGUCGUAUAACAACUACAAUCGAGAGCGAGCUGAGAGCAGUGCACAAAGCAAAGGCCAGAGCGAGAGGGAAGUCGAACACACGCAGGCACACGAUACAAACUCUUUCACCGCGUCGGUUGUGUGUGUGCCACUCAAAAAAUUCGUCUCUUCGCGUCCACAACGUGCCACCAAGUGAGCGGAAAGUUUUCAGCCUGAUUUUCAUAGUCGCCGUAUGAGAAGUUUACUCUGUUUUUCUUUCGUUGCCUUUUGUUGCCCCUUCGCAGCGGUGUGAAGAGUGGGACAACGAAUUAUCCAACUAAAAAGCGGACUCAAAAAACAAAAACAAGUUCAAGCCAAAAUCAACAAACGAUUGGAUUGUCUAUUGCAGUGCGGAAUAUCGAUUUUUGUCAUACGCGCGCGUCGAUGACCUCGCCGACAACAAUUACAACGGAGAGCUGAGAGCAGUGCAAAAAUCAAAGGCAAACGCAGAGUCAAAGGCUAAAGCAAAAGCAACUACAACUCAAGUACACACAUACACACACACACCUAUUCGUGCAUUUUCGAAGCUGCCUAAUACCGACUCUUAGCCACGUUUUACAUAAUUGGCCAAUUGCAGAGUCAGGCAAAAGUGCGAGCAACAACUACGACGGCGACCGUUGCAAGCCGAGUGCCAGAGGGAAAGGGAAACAAACAUUUAGACAGACGGAGAAGAAGAGCGGGAGGAAGGAGAACAGCAAGCAGCAAGCGGGAGAGGAGCGGCAGCGGCAGCGUCGGCGGCGGCAGCCAAGAACCCCAGAGACACAUGCUUAGAUAUCGUCUCGUGUCCACACACUUUUUGAAGCAGCCGUAGUCAGCCAGAGCGAGAGGGAAGCGAAAUAUUGAGAGAGUGCACCACCACCACCACCACCACCUAAGGGGGGAGAGAAACAUCUAGAAAGAACGCCGAAGAGAGAAAAGUGCAGUUGCAAACCCGAAGAGAAAGACUGCGAGCGAUCGCAGGAUAACGUCAUCUCUCGAUACAAAAAGCUUGUCAAGUGCGCGCCGCCUGCUCAUUGACGCCCCAAACAUUGAAAGCCCGGUCGAGAGUGGCAUACAACACUUAACCGUUCAUUCGCUCGGUAGUGCAUCAUCCAGAGGCAGCCACACACGCCCUACGCCCAUACGCCCACGCCUGAACCGCAGCUGUUGCAGCGGACACCGAUUUCGCACCGAUCCAGGCCCUAUAAUUCAGUCACAACGUAUUCGCUAGGAGUUCUGCGCCUGCUUGGUCUGAGCUGUUGUGAUUUGGAUAGCGAAAAUGUGCAGAGAUCGCGAUAUGAGUUUGUCAUAGAUCAGCGCAACCGUCGUUACAAGGUCAAGAAAAAAAUCAAACUCAAGAGCGAAUAAACAUCGGAUUUGUUGGCGUGGAAGCGCGAAGAAGAGACUCUGACAGAUAGACAGGCAGAGAGACAGAGAGAGAGCGAUAAGAGAUAGUCUUGGACCAACAACAAACAACAACAACAGAUUGAACGGAAAAAAGCUAUAAUACCAAAGUUAACAGAAAUCCUGGUUGGAGAGGAUAACCGGGAUACAAUAACAGACGGACAAUAGAUAAUAGCCAGCCGGCACAAACGCUUGCCGCUUGUUCGUGUGUGUAUUUUUUGGGAUCAUCGGCAAUGUGACUGUCCAGCGGCACGGCUUAAUUGUUCGGUUCGGUUCCCCUAGAAACACGGCUCUAGCCGAUUCGUGGAAAUCUCUCCCUGCACUCCUGCAUGUGCCAUCGCCCACAGGUGUCCGGUUAGCAGGCGUGAUAAGUGACUUUGUGCGUGCACCGAUUUCCCGGAAACUCUAUUCAUCGUUCUUGGGUUACUCCUCCCUCUUGCCUUACUCCCCAACGCUCUAAAAGGAAACGUCGUGCAACUGGCGAACGUACGGGGAAAAACCAGCAAGAUUGAAGACUUUGCGAGAAAUCUUUGGAAGUCCGUUAAGGCUUGCAUUUGCGGCAUGCGCCAUCCCACAACUGGGCUGAACGAAGACGACCUGAGUCGUCUCACCGGUUCAUCAUCGUCUACCGCCUCGUGCGGCAGUGCAGUCUCAGAUUCAUCUUCAUCAUCGUCAGCCUCCUCGUCAUCGUCCGCACCCAAGGCGGCCCCCACCCAGUGCCAUGAGGCAGCAGUCGCUGUACGCCAGCAGAAGAGUCCCGAAAGGACCAAGGUUUCCUUGGCGUCGGAUGCCAAGAAACAUCUGAACAGCGCCGCCCCACAGCCAAAGUUCAACUCUACUUAUCUCCCUGAGAUCAUCAAUCCGCUGGAAUGGCAGAAGUCAUCCCGCAAGCGCAAGGAGCGCCUCGACAGCAGCUCUGUCUUUGGACAGGAUCGCAAACUGCAGCGCAGCAACAGCGAGGAGCUUCUCACGGAUCCAGCACAGGGCCACGCACCCAGCGACCCCAAGACAGCGGCCGCCCACCUGCUGGAGGCCCAAUGCGAGGUCAUUCGUCGCGUCUCGUCGGAGGACUUUGAGCGCACCGCCAGCUACGCCAACUACUGUCUGGAGUUUGAGCGCGAACAGCAGUCCCAGGGCCAGUCCCAGCCACAGGAGCCGGAGGGCGGCGAGAACAACGCAUCGCUGGCCAAUCUCUCGAUUGAGGUCCAGAUCGUUCAGGGAUCCAAAGAGCGUCCGCGCUCGGAGACCAGUCCGGCCCGCCAGCAGCGGGAGGCCAGUGACGACAGCGAGUGCGAGCACGAGCGCCGAAGGAGCAGUGAACGCUUCUGUAAGUCCCGUCUGCCACCAGGCCGCAAAUCCGGCGUCACCAAGAAGGGCAGCGGUAGCGGAGGAGUCGGAGGCAAGUAUCUGCCCUCCAGGCGGGACGAGCAGAGCGCCUAUAAGUACGACCUGUCCGCCCUGAAGUACGAGCGUCGCGGUUUCAUCAGCAGCAGGAAGCAGCAGUCGCAACAGCAACAGUCCAACUCGUCUUCCUCCGCUUCCGAUCACAACGACAACAAUCUGAUCGACUUCCACCAGCAACAGCAACAGCUCCAGCAGCAACCUUCGAAGAGAAGCUCCAACAUCUCGCCCACACCCACAACGAGCUCCUCGGCGGGCAGCGACGACACCACGCCCACACCCGUCAAGGCCAAGCCGCCGCAGCACCAACAGCAGCAGAACCCGGACCUCACAUCGGCCCAGGAAUCGUUGCCGUGGGAGCGUGGGGAUGAGCCCGCCCCCGUGCUAAGCCGACGCUACGCUCACUCCCGACCCCACGUCGGCGGCAACAUCGAUGCAGCCGCCCAACUGGCCAAGGUGAUGCCCUAUCCGCAAGCGCUGCCCAAGCAAGCAACCAGCGUGCAGCUGCAUGGCUGCGAGGAUAUGGACUGCCUGGAGACGAUGGACGCGGUGCGCGCUUUCAGUUCGCUGGAGAACAUGCGCACCCGCGACGUGAUGCAGCAGGUGCUCCCCGCCAUGAUGGUGGCCUUCCAGACGCCGGAGGAGCGCCUCAAGGCCAUCGGCCGACGGGUCACCGUGCUCAAGAAGAAGCUCGUCCAGUUGGAGGACGCACUCGAGCAGCGGCUCGGCUAUCGCCCCUCGCAGGCAGAGCGCCUCAACGACAAGUACGUGAAGAACGCCUUGGCCGAGCUGAGCAAGCUGCGGAAGGAGCGACACGAGCUCAAGACUGAUCCCAUUGCUGCCCUCAGCCUCAAGCUGGGCGGAGGUGGCGGUGCCGGCGGCUCCGGGUGCCAGGAGGCGGCCAUGAAGCUGGAGCGCAUGAAGGCCACCCUCGCUGAAAUCGAGCAGAAUCUCAACGAGAAGCGCACCAAUGGCCACCGCUCCGGGCAGCUGGAGGAACUGACCGCUGAUCAACUGGUGCAGGAAAAGACCGCCGUCCAGCAUGGUCUGCUGUAUUUUGAGAAUCUCUACGGCCAUCCCAUAAACAAGGAAGAGCGCGAUGCGGCCCGGCCCCUGUACGAUCGUUACCGUCAGCUGAAGCGUCUGGUUGCCCGCACUGUUAUGUUCGGAACUGGCACUGGGGUGCCGGAGCUGCCCACCAUCCUGGAGCACGAGGCUAUGGUCUUCGAGUCGACCUCCACACCACUGCAGUAUUCAUCGAACAACAGCACAGAGACCACCAACUCACCCAGCGACUCGAUGGCGCCAAAUACCCUCACGCAGAACGCUUCCUCCGAUGAGUCGACCACCACCACCACGGGUCCAGCAGCGCCAGCGCCAGCGACGGCGGCUGGAUCGACGGAGUCUUCUAGCGAGAACAUAUCCGCACUGAGCCUGGACCAGCUGUGGGAGCAGCUGGAGCGGGUGCGCGACGAGAAGGCCGUGCUGAAGGCCACCAUACGCGAGUACGAGUCGCUGUUCGAGGAGCAGAACGGCCGCAAGAUGCUGAAGCAGGACCGAAGGUCCCUCGAGACGGAGACCUACGCCCAGUACAAAGAGAAGAAGGGCAAGGUCCGACUGCUGCAGGCCCUGAUCAAGAAGCACAUUGGCCACUAGCCUUGAGCCUCAAUCUAUCAGUCUUUCAAUCAACAUCUAUUCACCUGCAUGCGAUAAUUAUUUAUUUCAUACCCACAAAAAAACCAAAUGCAAAAAAAACAUACCUAUAUACUCGGUUGGAUGUGUGUAUGCAUAUCCCAAUACCCGCCCCCUACCCCAUACAUUUAUACAGAUAUUAUUAUAGAUGUGUAGUUUUUAGAUUUACAUUUUACCAUAUAUUCUAUAAUGAUACAUUUUAUGAAUAUUGUUGAUUCCUUAUUGUUUUUUGAAAACACCUAUGAAUAAUACGAAUAAAAAGAAGAGAAAUGUUACAGAAAUCGACGACUAUGGCGGAGAAGGCUAACCUAACCGAAAGACAUUUGAUUGGGACUCUCUCGUCCGUAUGUAGUAUAUCCUUGAAACUUCCACUCGGAAUUUACACCUCUCACUCAUCUUCUUUCUGUUAGUCAUCGUUGAUGCUAUAAAAUGUGUUAGAUUUUUAUUUUCCAUUGAUUCGAACAUAAAUUCAUCUCUCUCGGGAUACUCCCGACUUUGCUUUAGUUUCUAAUGAUUUAGAUUUAGUGAGGCAGAGGUAAAAGCAGAACAAACUCUUUAUAAAUGUUGUCUGGUAGUCUGAAAUAUCUUAUAUCGAUAUCUAAACUAGUGCCAUUUAUAGAACAGCACUACCGCCAGCCCCUACCCUACCUAUACUAGCUGUUCGUUGAAUCAAAAGCUUCCUCUGGCAUUUGACGUUGGCAGUUUCGUUGACAGCAGAAGCGGAAACGGAAGUCGAGCCGAGUCGAGUUUGUAUCGAGUGCAGGCCAAGUGCCUGGGAAAUUGAUUUGCUUUGUUGAGUUUUUUGAACGUGUAUCGUAACCCUUCUGAAUAUAUUUACAAAUACAUAAAGCCCAACCCAAGCAUAUAUAUAUAUAAACCUUACAUAUGUAACAACGUACGCAUAUAUGUAUGUAUAUUUACAUACCAUAUAUGUAUGAAUAUUGAAUACAAAAGUAUAUACUGUACUGUACUGUACGCAUAUGUACCACUUAUAUAAAGGUCAACAUUUACAAAUGGAAUAUUCUUAUGUGUAGCCCACACAAUUGGGUUGAAUCGAAAGAAGGAAGCAAUUUUUGUAGCAUUAAACGUAUGUAUCUCCUUCGACAACUGAACAGAUUGAAUGUCUAUACAUAAUAUGCAAAAUAAAAUAUAUCACGUUAUAUUA
Messenger RNA from Drosophila pseudoobscura, 6277 nucleotides. Its product is annotated as protein FAM13A. The transcript is spliced from 4 exons. Lineage: Eukaryota; Metazoa; Arthropoda; Insecta; Diptera; Drosophilidae. Bases 2581 to 5076 code for a protein of 831 amino acids. The record is from RefSeq and is a predicted model, not a curated record.